Molecule: messenger RNA, 1923 nt
Organism: Acomys russatus (golden spiny mouse)
Lineage: Eukaryota; Metazoa; Chordata; Mammalia; Rodentia; Muridae
Gene: Kctd11
Product: potassium channel tetramerization domain containing 11
Exons: 1
Coding region: 767-1465 (232 amino acids)
Biological process (GO): positive regulation of neuron differentiation; protein homooligomerization
Source: RefSeq, a predicted model, not a curated record
UCCUGGGGCCGAAGAGGACUUCAGCGGCUUCUGCCAGAACCCAGCAAGGCGGUGGCGCCCGAGCCCCGAGACUCCGAUCGUUCCCAGCAGAGUCUUGGGACGCUUUCAGCUCUGACUGCGAGAGCAUCCUCCCUCCCCAGCCGUACAGAACCGCCGGCUGCGGCCUCCCAUCAGUUGCGCCUCCAUCUUUUGGGACCCGCGCACCUAAGCCUGGUUGGCUCUGGACAGGUCCUCGGAACCCGGCGUGGACUCUCCUACUGCAAAAACUCUCUCUGCUCAGAAACUCAGAAGCUGAGCCUUUCAGAGUCUGGCCGGUGCUCGCCACCGUCACCUGCUGGUUGGAUUCCGGAAACCCACUGUCUGAAGAACACGGGAGGGAAUCGCUGAUCACGCAGAAUCAGAAUCGCCUGGACCAGGAGGCUCCCUGACCCUGUCUGGCUGCCUUUUGUUCUUUCAUCCUUUCGGGGAUUUCUGUGUCCUGAAGCCCCCAACUGCCACCAAAGUAGCUGGGGUGAGCUACGAACUUUGCUGUCUUGUUCUCCAACCUCUGCCUCUAACGCAGCGGGUCUGAACGUUACCACCCAAUUCUUCCCAAACCCAGGAAAUUCUGCCUUUUCCUUCUCCUUGCCUGUCUCUUAUAUUCCCCAAAAUUUCCCCCCCUCCUGUGUCUUCUUCACCCCCUUCCUUUGGGGGCCCCGUGACCCUAAAUGUGGGGGGAACACUAUAUUCCACUACAUUGGAGACCCUAACACGCUUCCCAGACUCCAUGCUGGGGGCUAUGUUUAGGGCUGACACCCUAAUGCCAGCCAAUGUCAACCCGCAAGGAGACGGCCAUUACUUCAUCGACAGGGACGGCAAGGCUUUCCGGCAUAUCCUCAAUUUCCUGCGGCUCGGCCGGCUGGACCUGCCCCGUGGAUACGGAGAAACUGCGCUUCUCAAGGCGGAGGCUGACUUCUACCAGAUCCGGCCCCUCCUGGAUGCCCUGCGGGAAUUGGAAGCCUCUCGGGGUACACCUGCAUCCACAGCCGCCCUGCUCCACGCAGACGUAGACGUCAACCCCCGCCUGGUGCACUUCUCUGCUCGGAGGGGCCCACACCACUAUGAGCUGAGCUCUGCCCGGGUGGACACCUUCCGAGCCAACCUCUUCUGCACUGACCCGGAGUGUCUGGGCGCCAUGCGCAACCGAUUUGGUGUGGCCAGUGGGGACAGGGCAGAAGGCGGUCCGCAUUUUCGUCUAGAGUGGGCCUCCCGCCCGGAGGAACUCCCUGAAGUGGAAUAUCAAAGACUGGGGCUGCAACCACUGUGGACUGGGGGGCCGGAAGAUCGGCGGGAGGUGGUGAACACGCCUGCCUUCCUGGAGGAGGUGCUGCGGGUGGCUCUGGAACACGGCUUCCGUCUGGACUCUGUCUUCCCAGACCCUGAAGAUCUUCUGAACUCUAGAUCUUUGCGCUUUGUCCGCCACUGAAGACGCUACCCUUCACUCGACUAUGGGGAAAUGAGUCAGCCAAAGGGCUAAUGGCUCUCCCCAAAGGACUAAUGGCUCUCCCCACAGCCCCUUUCUAGUUCUGGUGUGAGAGCGAUGAGAGUCAGGGAUCCCACCAAACCUGACUGGAGCCCAAGAUGUCGUCUGGGAUUUCCGAACCCAGCUGCCUCCACUCCCAGCACUCACGAAUGGUCCAGAAGAUCCACACGGGGUCUUAUCCCGGGAAAGCAUCGUGGAUUCUCCAGCCUGCUCUUGUUGGGAAUGGGCCCUCUGUGUUCAAGCGUAUGGAAAAGUAAGGCAGCACCUCUUUGCCCAGGUUAGACCUAGCAAGACUCUGGAGGGUUGAGCACUAGGAUGAAGGACAUACUCUGAGUUACCAAAUGUGAUCUGUCCCCUAGACUGUGACUUCCCCUCGUAAGAGCUGGCACCUUAUCCUACUG